UAUGACUACCUCUUCAACUCGUCUCUCAGUCUCUCCAAGAUCAAGGAUGCAGCUCUAGGCGGCAGACUCUUUCGUGCGGUAGAGGACGUGCCUGGCGUCGCCGGAAGGAGCCUGGCUUGGAAGUUGUUCUUGGUUCAAGGCGAACCAUUGCAGAACGGGACGGACGUGAUUUCUGUCUCACCUCUGGAGGCUUUGCGAGUGGUCCGCAAGGAGUAUGCAGCGCUGCUCAUGGAGAAGAUGCGGGCACCGGACGGAAGCUACGAAGAGGGCCUUGUCAUACCUGGUACGGGCGCGUCUCCCCCCAAGGUCGAGCAGUUGAGGCAGGACCUCGAGAAGAACAACCCGUUAAGCUUGGACGACCAGAACCCAUGGACCGAAUGGUUUGCGAAUGUUGAACUGAGGAGGACGAUUCUCCAGGACGUUGAACGCACCUUCCCCGACAUUGGCUAUUUCCGUGACACCGAAGUGCAGGUGCAGCUCACAAACAUCCUCUUCGUUUACUCGGUGAUGCACCCGGAUGUCGGGUAUCGGCAGGGCAUGCAUGAGCUGCUCGCAUCGCUCUAUUACGCCACUGACUUCGACUCGGUCGACGAAGACUCCUCUAGCCUUGACGAUGCAGCCGUGAAAGAGUUCUGCUCCCGCGCCUGGGUUGCUGCCGACGCGUGGGCGCUAUUCGCGUCGGUGAUGCGGGGAGUAGAACGGUGGUAUGAAUGGCAGGAACCGAGAACGGUUGUGGAGAAGACCCCACUGGCAUCUCAUGUUCAGCUCAAGGUCUCUUCAGGGAGUGCGGGCGUAAAGCCGUAUGUCGCGCCUAUAGUAGGGGCAUGCAAUCGCAUACAGUCAGUGCUCCUCAAGUCUGUCGAUCCAGAACUCUGGAAGAGCAUGCAAAGCGCGGGUAUUGAACCCCAGAUUUAUGGAAUCCGCUGGCUACGACUCCUCUUCACCCGUGAAUUUGACAUGCACGAUUCCAUGGUGUUAUGGGACGGUCUGUUCGCUUGCGACCCGACCUUUGACCUUGCCGAGUGGAUUUGCGUCGCAAUGCUCAUUCGCAUACGCAACAAACUGGUUCCUUCUGACUACAGUGGCCAGCUCACUCUCCUCUUGCGAUAUCCUUCGCCGCCGUCGCUGCAAAGCGGGGUGGACGCACCCACAGUCCAUCAUGCAACGCUUCUACUCCGUCAAGCUCUAACAUUACAGAUGUCGCCCAGCCCCACAACCGGGGUGUCAAUUAUUCAUGAAAAUCGCAAUUUGCUUGAUAUACCGAUGGAGGUGCCAGAACCUCCUCCUCCUCCCCCUAGGCGACGGCCAAUUGCUGGCGAAAGAAACCGAUCAUUUACUAUCACUGCAUCAAAAGGCGUGCCUAGUGGCAGUAAUACGCAUACACAUUCGCGCCAACAGUCUACUCCGAUGGGCCUUCCAGAGCUUUUCGCGAGGGGUUUGCUGGAGAGAGGCGAAAGUCUUCAGGGAAUCAACAAGACCGUGAUGAACGCUGUCUCUGAACUGAAGCGCAAUCUGCCCGAUAUUGCAACCCAUCUCAGCCGUCUACCCAUAUCCCCGCAAACGGCAUAUGCUGCAUAUCCGUUGGUAGACGAGCGACCGCCUGCAGAGCGACCCCCGUGGGAGCCUCGCUCGCGCUUCGAAGUGGAGCGGGAAGCAGCAGAUAUGCGCGCCUCGCAGCGGCGGCUCGGUGAUUCGGUUGGUUGGAUCGUCGAUACCCUUCUUUUGGACGAGGAAAGUCCGGAGAACGAGGAGCAACUGAAGAUCAUUCGGAGCAGGAAGCGCGAGGCUCUGGAGUGUCUUGCUUAUGUCCGGGACGUGCUUAAGGGCUCCGUCACGGAGGUUGAGGACGAACGCUUAGUUGGGGAAGAGGAGCGUAAGAGGCGGCAAUCCCUGCAAGAAGAGGAAGCAGCUGAA
Messenger RNA from Postia placenta MAD-698-R-SB12, 1914 nucleotides. RefSeq lists its product as hypothetical. Gene Ontology annotation, molecular function: GTPase activator activity. The transcript has 7 exons. Gene Ontology annotation, biological process: activation of GTPase activity. NCBI's taxonomy places the organism in Eukaryota, Fungi, Basidiomycota, Agaricomycetes, Polyporales, Adustoporiaceae. The annotation marks the transcript as partial. The record is from RefSeq and is a predicted model, not a curated record.